CCCCCACCCCCCCCACCCAAGUGUCGUCUGGAUGUCAGCUGACCAUGGUGGUCUGAACUGUGUGUAUUCACUUUAAAGCAACGCUUGACUUAGAGCAGAGACAGACCGGAGUGAAAAGACAAAGCAAAUUUAAACAAAAUGUCUCAAAACAAAGAACUGGUGGUUUUCUACAUAACAUAUAAACUCUCCCAGAAAAACUAUCCUCUCAGCCACUUGGGACUAAAUGAGUCUCCAAACAGGACUGAUGGAGAGGAGGCAACGCACGCCAAUGGGACUUUUAACGGCACCAGUCCCGGGACCCCCCCAGCAUCCCCGCUAAGGCAACAACAGUUGCCAUCAACGGCAAACCUGGAUGCGGUGAAAGAGGCCCUCCGGGACUCAGCCAAUGAGUUUGAGCUGCGAUAUGCCCGUGCUUUCAGUGAUCUGCACCACCAGCUGCAUAUCACACCAGCCACGGCCUACCAAAGCUUUGAGAGCGUGAUGGAUGAAGUGUUCCGGGACGGCGUCAACUGGGGCCGCAUCAUAGGGCUUUUUGCAUUUGGCGGGGCGUUGUGUGUCGAGUGUGUGGAGAAAGAGAUGAGUCCGCUGGUGGGUAGGAUUGUAGAGUGGAUGACAGUCUACCUGGAUAACCACAUUCAGCCCUGGAUCCAAGGCCAAGGAGGAUGGGAGCGCUUUGCUGAACUCUUUGGGCAGGAUGCGGCGGCAGAGAACAGGAGGUCUCAGGAGAGCUUCAAGAAGUGGCUGCUGGCGGGGAUGACCCUGGUGACCGGCGUCGUGGUGGGCCACUCAUCAUCCAGAAACGCCUGUGAGGGGAGACAGGGGACAGCCCGACUGACACUCUUCUCCCAUGAGCCUCUCCACUUGCCUCCUUCAGUACCCUCAACCUGCACACCACAGGAGUUGAAAUGAAGAGUGUGUUGUGGGGCCUGGGCUACUCUACAUGUCUCAUCUUGUAUUGCUGUAUGUCCACACACAGCUCUACAAUAGUUUUGUAUGUGCCAUAUGGAGAAUGAAAGCCAGGGAGGGGGCGCACCCACGCCUAAACAUCUUCAGUAGCCCCCGCUUCCUGCCACCAACACCUGCAGUAUCACAGUCCAGGACUCCAUACACUGCCCUGUCCUUCAUGAUUAUCGGUUUCUUACAAAUGGUAAAUCAAAAGGAGUUCAACAGAUUUUAGUUAAUACAACAUGGAAGUCAAAUUAAAAAUGUAGUAAAACCCCCACUGCUCAUGUUGGUCUGUGCUGUAUGGUCAUACUUGGUCUCAGUUUAAUCCUGUUUGUGUUUAGUCAGCCUGCUGACUUCCACACUACUGUAACUGCAGCUUAUACGAGCAGGGCACCACGUCUCAGACCCUCCAUGUUUACUACACAGUAGCGGAAGAACGCAGCAAAUACUGUAGCAACACAUACAACAGAUAGAGCGGCACCGGCCCCAGCGACACUCAGACUACAGCAGAAAGAUUCUAUAAUCUUAUGAGUCUUAUGGGUUGGAUAUUUCGGUGUAAAGCUGUUUUGGUUGCACGUAACGUUGACCCCCACCCCUGCAUUUAGCAAUUAUGAACAAUAUAAAGACAAGUUAAUAAAUGGAUUCUAACACAAUCUAAUACAUUUUUAUUAAUGUAUUUUUCAUCAUGUUUAACUUCUGCUAUGAGGCACCAGUUACAGCAAAGAAUGGUUGAGAAUAUAACAGUUUCCACCACAUUGGCAGUUUAUUAGGAACACUUAGCUAAGACUAAUGCAGUCUGAGCCAAUCCUCCUCCAUGAGGUGAUGUUCCAUUUUUGUUGAAGGCGUUGAAUCAACUGGGCGAUCAUUUUGGAGGAUGCACUUUCUGCUGCUGUUGAACUGUGCUGCAUUAUACACACAGACCUUUUCUAAUUAUUUAGGCUGGUUAAAUAACAGAAACCCCUCUUUGUGGACCUUUCAACAAAACCUGAUCAUUUUACAAGCCAUACACAAGCAGGUUGGACACUGAAAAGAUCAGAGCUCAGAAAUAGUAAAUUCUUCAUUCGAAGUCCAAUGCUGAUAUUUAACAAACGGCUGGUCUUGAUAUAAAUUCUUUUUUCCUGUUGUUUUUUUAGUUGUGACUAAGAUACAUAUUGAGUGUGGAAUUUGGAAAAAUGAGCCUGUCAGUGCACACUGCUGGACAAACUAAUUAUUGGUAAUGCCGUCUCAAAAUUAGCUUGGUAUUUCUCUACCACAAUUUCCUGUUAUCGAACAAGACAAAGAUGUAUCUACGUAUUGGCAAUUUAUCACUCUAGCUCUGCUGCAUGUAGUAACAGUUUUUCACAGCGUUUCAUAGACUAUUUAAAUCUCAUACAAGCUCAUACAGUAUGAGGUGAUUUAUUGGGCUGGCUAAUAACUGUUUUAUGCUCAAUCCUUUAUCAUCUGGGCAGGUAGUGAUGCUGUGCAGCAGAAGUUAUAAUUGUUGAAAAAUUACACUAAUAAAAUGUUUGUCCGAUUACAGCUACAUGAGGCAAAUCCAUUGGUUCCAGCUUGUCCAGUGUAGAUUUACGGCUGUUCACUGUACUGAUACUAAUAAACUGAACAUCCUGGGAAACUGUGAUACACAUUUCACUAUUUUGUGGACUAAACAUUAAUUGAGAAAAUAAGCCACAACUGCAGCCACAUUUGUUUAUAUACGCUUCUGAAUGUGGGGUGUUAUGGGUUAAAAUGGUGUCACUGAUCAUUUGUGAUCAACUCCUAAUCGUGUGCUCUAGUGGUUAGAAAACGUUUUCUGCAGGGGGAUUUUUUCCACUAUGUGCUAAUCCAAUAAUCAUUUCUUGUUUUUUUUAACCAUUAGUCAGAUACUAUCACACAAUUCUGCUUCAUCUUAUCAGCAGAGGGCAAAUCCUGGCCUAUUGAACGGUCAUGUAGCAAACUCCUGAAGCAGCUGCCUUUCAGGAGACAAUGCGGUUCUGCAUCACAAGUUGAGUUAAAGUCGAUAAGAAAUGUCAUACUGUGUCUGUUCGCCAUCUUAAGCGAAUCACUGUCAGUGGCUGUAGGAGCGUAAAACCUUCAUGUCUAAUCUCGGUCUCGCUCUCCAAGUUAUCCAUGCAUUGCUCUCACAGUCAAUCCACCCCCACUUCUCCCUAGACUCCUCAAAUCUGUCAAAUCUCCAUCCAUCUCUCCUCCUGUUUCCCUCUCCAUCCAGCUCCACCUCUUCCUUUGCAGUCCCCCGGCUGUCACUGCACCUAGUCACGUGUAUCAGUCACAGCUGGCCCACCUGCUACUUCACAUAAACACACCUCGGCAUGCACGCAUACUUGUCAGGUACACACCUGCCAGCCAGUCCAUGAGAGAGAGCGAGGAGGAGGCCUCGUCUUUGUUUUUAAACAUCGUUCCAUCUUUCAUUUAAAGCCGUGUUUGUCGCCUUUCACGCAUCGACAACUGGCAGCUCCAUUAAUUUACUGGGAAAGGUGGGGGCCCUCAUUCAUGUUCCCAGUAUCUACCAACUGCUUCAAAUGUGAUCUUAUUCCAAAUCAUGUCUCCAGCUAAGAACAGUAUGUCCUGGUGUGUUACAGCAGCACAAUAAUACAAACCACAGGUGCCCUUUUCUCAUCAAACACAGGUUCAGCACUAGAUUGAACUGUGUGGAACCACGGACAGUAAACAUUAAAGGAAGGGGGUGCAAAAAAAAAAAAAAA
Molecule: messenger RNA, 3644 nt
Organism: Monopterus albus (swamp eel)
Lineage: Eukaryota; Metazoa; Chordata; Actinopteri; Synbranchiformes; Synbranchidae
Gene: bcl2l1
Product: BCL2 like 1
Biological process (GO): regulation of apoptotic process; intrinsic apoptotic signaling pathway in response to DNA damage; release of cytochrome c from mitochondria
Cellular component (GO): mitochondrial outer membrane
Molecular function (GO): BH domain binding
Source: RefSeq, a predicted model, not a curated record